Limanda limanda (common dab) is the source of this 1252-nucleotide messenger RNA. Its product is annotated as wu:fc21g02. The record is from RefSeq and is a predicted model, not a curated record. Bases 62 to 1252 code for a protein of 396 amino acids. The transcript has 13 exons. NCBI's taxonomy places the organism in Eukaryota, Metazoa, Chordata, Actinopteri, Pleuronectiformes, Pleuronectidae.
CCCUGCAUCACUGCUACACAACCCACACUCAGCCAGGACAGACGGACCGACUACAGAGAAGAUGAUGUGGACUGUUGUGAUGCUGCUGGCUGCUGCCCUCAGUGUGGAGUCCUAUACUGCCCAUGGCAGUGAGCGUUUAAGCCAUGGUCGCCAGCUGAAGAUCUACCUGUCAAAGAAUUGUGAGAAGCUGGAAUUCACCUCUGCAGAUAAUCCCAGCAGGACUGAAAUCUACUGGGAGAAAUCAUCUCACAUGGGGAGGAACAAAGGCAGGGUGUCUGGCACAGGAACUGAUCGACGCUGGUACCUUGACAAGGUGACUUAUGACGACCAGGGGACAUACGUCCAGACAGAUUGGUGGAAUAAAGAGAUCUCCAAUUUCAAAGUGGCCGUCACAACCAAACUAAACUAUUUGAAGUGUGUAGCGGGAGAGAGUCUCUUCGUCCCACUGGAGGGCAUCGACUUGGCCGAUGCUGAUCUCGCCUUCUCUGGAGAGAGUGCUAACGUUACACUGGUGCGUGAUGGUGCUCCGGUGUCCCGUGACCUUCCAGAUUACUGGGACCGGGUUCAGACCCACUCCAUGAACAUCGAGAUCAGACAUGUGAACUACAGUGAUGAGGGACAUUACUCUCUGAGAGACCGCAAAAACCGACUGGUGUCUGUUACCAGGAUGGACUUGACAGACCACCAUGAGGCCACAGAAGGAAACCCCCUUAUGGCUCUGCUGUUGCUGCUCGGUAUCCCGGCUGGGAUUUGCUGCUGUUGUCGUAAGAAGAUUUUCAAGACGAAAGGCACGACUGCUGGGACUCUUCAGAUGACCCCAGAUGCAUUCCAUCCUCCUCCUGGUCCUGUCGGACCUUCUCCCCCGUACAGUGCUCCUGGACAACCAGGACCGGCGUACUACCAUGGCUCUAACCCCAACAUGGCUCCUACAGUCUAUCCUCCGCCUCCAGUUGCUGGCCCAGGACAGUGGAACGGCCCCCCACCCUCACCUGGUUAUAACCCAGCUUACCCACCCCAGAACCCUGGCUAUCCUGCUGGUCCAAUUAUGGGCGUCCCUGCCCAGCCUCCACAUUGGAAUGGUCCACCACCCGGCCAGUAUCCCCCCGGACAGUAUCCCCCCGGACCUGUAGCUCCAAUGGCUGAAGUACCCUAUCCUGUGGCUCCUGUGCACCCCUCCUCCACCAACACCCUCAACUCCAGUGCCCAAAAGUUCCAGAUCAGUGGAACUGAUAGCUCCACCAACUUCCUGUAG